This is a messenger RNA of Falco peregrinus (peregrine falcon), 4066 nucleotides long. It is a transcript of the gene CCDC117, whose product is annotated as coiled-coil domain containing 117. Bases 6 to 1313 code for a protein of 435 amino acids. Lineage: Eukaryota; Metazoa; Chordata; Aves; Falconiformes; Falconidae. The record is from RefSeq and is a predicted model, not a curated record. The transcript is spliced from 6 exons.
GCCCCAUGAGCGCCACAGCCACGGCGCUGGCGAGGACUUCACACCCCGCGGCCGCCCGAGCCUACAGCCCCCAGAAUGCCCCGCGACCUCCAGGGCCUACAGCUCCCAGAAUGCGCCGCGGCCUCACGGGCCUACAGCUCCCAGAAUGCCCCGCGCCCGCCCGGGCCUACAGCUCCCAGAAUGCCCCGCGGCGCCUUCUCCAAGCGCGGCGAAAGGCCUGGAAGGGCCGCGGGCUCUGGCGGAGCCCCCAGCCCCGGGCCCGGCCCGGCCCGGCGCAGGACAUGGCGGCGCUGGGCAGAUCCUGCCCGGGCCUCCCUGCGGGCCCUGCCGUGGAGUUUCCCCAGGCCCCGGCCGCUGCCCCUGAGCGCCACGGCCCGUCGGCGGGGACGCGGCACGACCCGCCGCCCGGAGCCGUCGGCCACAGCCAUUUCCAGCCGCCCGUGAUGAUCAUGGCCGGGAACGGAAGCGAUGGUGCCGACGGCGGCCGCUCCUCCGGCCUGUACCUGCAGAGCAGCCUCGACCUUGCCUCGCUGGCCGCGCUGGGAAGCUACAACGAGGGCCUGACGGUCGCCCCGGUGGGCUCCUUUACUAGCGCGGCCCCCUCGCACGGCCUGCACCUGCCGCAGGGCCACAGCCAUGUCUCUGUUCGCUGUGGAAAGAAGCAUAAGCUAGAAGAAGAGGCAGAAGGUUGUCCUGUGCGGAAGAAGAGACUGACAGGAGCCAAAAAUUGUCCUUUGAAUCCCAACACUGAAGAAUGGAUUCUCUGUGCAGGUCAGCAGGCAGCUGGGGAGGUGGCAAGUCAGUAUGGUGGCAGCGGUCCUGAAACUGCCCUGUUAGAAAUUCCCUGUGAAGAAAUGGAUCAGACAAUGGGGGAACAGCAGUGCGAGGUUGCUCGCAGGAAGCUUCAGGAGAUUGAGGACAGGAUAAUUGAUGAAGAUGAGGAAGUUCAUGCUGAUGGAAAUGUUAGCAAUCUGCCCACUCUUAUCCUGUCAGAUACCCUUAAAAAAGGGAUGAAGAGGGAUUUUGGUGAAGGCCUGACAAAGAAAAUAAUAGAAUCUAUGAGCCGUCCGUCUAUGGAGCUGGUGCUUUGGAAACCUCUUCCUGAAUUUCUCACAGAUAAACUGAAGUCUGUUUCUGUUAAGAACGUUAAGCAGCAGAGUACAGAAGGGUGUCAAGCUAAGCAGUCAACACCAAGAGCUGCUUUUGACGCACAGACUGAAACAUUCCCUGAAUCACAACAGACUGCGAUGUCUCCAGAUCAGUAUGCUGGUUUGGGAACCUCUGGGUGUGCAGAAGAAGAGAUGGAGUUGUAGAUGCCAGAUUUCAGACUGGAAGUGGUGAUCUUCUGGCAUUUUUUGUUGCUGUUUUUUGAUUCCUUCUUUCAUUCUGGUUUGAUGUGUGAAUCUGAAGUUUUAUUAUUUUUUGGGGGUUUUCCUACUAACAAUCAUAAGAAUGUGGAUUGGCCAGACACAACUUAAGGGAACUGAAAAAAUCCGUAAGAUUCCAUGCUCCGAUCUGUUAAAUAGUCUUGUUUUUACUGAGAAGGUAAUCCAGAGGCCUUUGGAACAAGGAAGUAGCUUUCCAUUUUGCUUAAUGGUGAAAUACCCUCUUAAUUGUCUUUUGGUAAAGUUUAAAAAUCCAAAUAUUGAAUGUAACUGUGGCUUAAGCUACAUCUUUCAUUUACUGAGCCAUUAAGACUUUCGUGCCCAUGCUAUGCUUGGUCAGUUGGUUUCAUUUGGAUUACAAAAAGGUAUGGAAAGGAAGAAACACUUUGGCAUUCAGUCGCAGAUUGAAAAGCAGUCACUUUGGAAGUACAGCUUUCCACAGUAUUUCAUCUGUGGCUGGUCUGUACUUUAUGUCCACUCAAAUGUAGAAAUUACACAUCUGUGGUGUGGUAGGGAAGGAAUGUUACAGCUGAGCACAGGCUUCUUGUUUUGUAUGAAGUAAAAUCAGCUACUAACUUGCAAGAUACUUAAUAACUUUAGUCAUCUUUGAUUCACUGGCUCCUAAAUUGUGUUUGUGGGUUUUUGAUGCCCCCCUUUCCCAAAGUCCAGAGAAAAGUAGUUCUUGGUGGAUUGAUUCACAUUUUACAUUGUGCUGUGAUUUUUUUUUGUAUGCAUUGAGUUGGCAAGUCAGUUGAAGACAGUGUACCUUUUGCUUAAAUAACAGGCAUCCUUUAAUUUUUAUAAACGUGGUAAGUAAAUCAGAUAACAGGGAGCUGGUUUCCGGCAUAAAGAGGGUCAAAUACUGAUUAUUGUCUGUAACCAAGUCCCAGAUUUGAGGCUGCUGGCAUUGGUGGUGAAGUAAGGAUGAUGGUUGUCUUCUUCCUGGGGGAAUCUAGACUUAAAACUUAGCCAGAGCAUGUGCCAUUAACAUAACAUCAUGUAGUUUAUACAGAUGUGUAUGCCAAAAGAAUUCAGUGUGUUAAGAAAAGGGAUCCUCACUUGGCUACUGCUUGUAACUUUCCUCAGUACACAACAGUUCUGUUACGCUUAAAGCCCUUAAACAAGGCAAAGGAUCUUACCUUGUGUUCUUAAGUCCUUGAGCUUUCUCAGAGAUAACAGAAUUAAGGCUUUUUGUAAGAAAUUCCUUUCCCUGUAGCAGGCUCAGUUCAGGGCGCUAGCAUCCCAGUCUGGCUUUGACAUCUUGCUGACGUAAAGGAGCAAGUCCACAAUAACGCAGCUGUUUGCGUAAGAAAAUCUACUCUUCCUUUGCACAGCUAAUUGAUAAUCUUUGUGAUGGUAUUUUUGUUGGAUAACUGUUGAAUAACCCAUAGUUGAUAGUUUAAAACCAAGCUUCUCGCAGUCAUCCUUUCUUUUCUUUUGGCUGACAGCAGCAGCUUUGUUCAAAAGGUACCCCUGUUUGUUAAAUCCUGUCGAUCUUGCUGCUCUCGUCGAAGGUUGUGUGAAAUUUGCUGUCUCUUGCUAAAACAUUUCAGAGCUUCAUUAAAAACAUUCCAACGUGAAUAGGUAUUACUCUGUAAACCAGUGUAUAAAUUUACCAUUCUGGAAGAACAUAUGCAGCUUUAUCUUGCUGUUAUGUCUGAUUUCAUCUAAGAGUCUGUUACAAAUCUCUUGCGUGUACUGCAUAACAUUUCUCAUAUAUUAUUAAGCUGCUGAACAUGCUUAAAAUCUACAGCCUUUGACGUGCUACGUUGCUUGAGUAUAAAGUAAAGCAAUGCAGUUUGGAGAAGGCUGUAGGCACUGCCGGGGAAAAUGUGGUGCCUCCAAAUAGCAGCCUGGGUUUAAACUUGCGGGAUUGUAACGAAACCUCAGGGUUGGAACUGUUUUAGCUGAUAGCUCUGAAUCCUAAAUAAACUGAAAAGAAAGGAUAAACAAUUCAAAAAUUUGACAAAACCAUCUCAGCAAUACUAAAAUAGCGACAGAAGAUGUAUAAAACUGGGAGGCCUAAAUACAUCUCAAUGCAGGGAUUUUUAAGAGGAAAAAUUUCAAUUGUGUAUCAAAUUUGCAGAAUUUUUUGCAGUUGGCUUUUAAGCAUACUUUAUUGCUCUUAUGUUUGUACCAAAGGUUGAUGUUCAGAAGUGUGUUUCCUUUUAAUUGUUUGAUGCUCAUGGCAUCACUGACCCCUGUUAUUCUGCCAUCUGAAACAAGAAUAUAGCAGUAGACUAUUGACAGAGACCAUGAGAUGAGAAGAAACUGCAUCCAAGAAAUUUGGUUUUGGUAGAAAACACUAAAUUUUUUGGUAAUUUGUUAAUCCCCUUGUGAUAGGAGAGAAGUUUGAAUUGUUUGAGUUGAUGGAAGUGGAGCAGAGCAGGAAUCGAGUAUCUAGGAGGACUGAGCAAGAUUCUUGCCAUAGCCAUCACUUGGAGAGAGAGAACCAGCUACUUGGUGUUUUCAAACUUUUGUGUUUGUAAGAGUUUCAUUUGUUGUUGGCUUCCUUAAAAGACUUUCAUUAAAGCUGUUUACAAGCGGGAUGGCAAAUGUGAUGCAGUAUUAGGUAAAACUUUAUUUUGAGUUAUGGAAUAUCUGAUUCUGGUCUGUCUUCUCUUGGGACCAAAUCGCCCUUUGUAUGUCAGUUUUCAAUAAAUUUUCUAAAAUAUUUUUUA